Messenger RNA from Lymnaea stagnalis (great pond snail), 649 nucleotides. The record is from the annotation of a GenBank genome assembly. Lineage: Eukaryota; Metazoa; Mollusca; Gastropoda; Lymnaeidae.
AAAACGCUUUAAAAACAUACUGAAUGAUGCAGACAUUUCAGAGGAAGAUUACCAACACGCCGAAAAAGUGUGGAGAGAGUUUAAAAUAAAGAAUCUUGGAGAGUAUCACGAUCUUUACGUCAAAUCUGAUGUUUUGCUUUUGGCUGAUGUCUUCGAAAACUUUAGAAAUACAUGCAAAGACCAAUAUUCAUUGGAUCCAGCUUAUUUUUACGGCCUCUCGGGGCUAUCUUGGCAGGCAGCUCUCAAACAGACUAAACCUAACCUAGAUUUGCUCACUGACAGAGAGAUGUACUUGAUGAUAGAGAGUGGUAUCAGGGGUGGAGUUGCUAUGAUAUCUCAUCGUUUUGCCACAGCUAAUAAUCCACGACUACCUGAUUAUGACGCGACAAAACCUAAAACGUACGUAAUCUACUUAGAUGCCAACAAUUUGUACGGCUGGGCCAUGUCGCAAUACUUACCAACUGGAGAGUUCACCUGGCUGACUCCUGAAGAAAUAGAAGAUUUCAAAAUAGAUGAUGUACAAAUAGAUGCAGAGACUGGCUACAUCCUGGAAGUGGAUCUCGAAUAUCCAAAAGAAUUGCAUGACGACCAUAAUGACUAUCCACUCGCUCCAGAUAAGAUUGAAAUAACAGAUGACAUGUUAUCCCCA